Molecule: messenger RNA, 1844 nt
Organism: Nerophis lumbriciformis (worm pipefish)
Lineage: Eukaryota; Metazoa; Chordata; Actinopteri; Syngnathiformes; Syngnathidae
Gene: fam131aa
Product: family with sequence similarity 131 member Aa
Source: RefSeq, a predicted model, not a curated record
CCAUACCUGGUUGUCCAAAUUAGGCAUAAUAAUGUGUUAAUUCCACGACUGUAUAUAUCGGUUGAUAUCGGUAUCGGUUGAUAUCGGUAUCGGUAAUUAAAGAGUUGGACAAUAUCGGAAUAUCGGAUAUCGGCAAAAAGCCAUUAUCGGACAUCCCUAAUUAUUUCCUAACGUGGAGAACCGGUAGCUUUCCAAGAGUUUAGUACUUGUGUUUUGUCAAAGGUCACCAUGAGUAUUGGGAGCUUAGUGGUCCACAGGUGUUGCACAGAUAACCAUGGAACUUCUUAGUGUGUUGCUUUCGGGGGCACUAUCACUUUUAAUAGGGCUUAGCAGCUAUGGGGUGGGCCUGAGCUGCUUAGUCACACGCCAUAUGUUUGUCAUGGAGACAUGGAGCAGACGCUGAGCCUCACCUCCCUCAACUCUGGCCUUUGGGGCCCAUUUUUCGCUGGCUUAACAUGGCUCCAGCAUCUGUGCUGCAAAUGUAGGGCAUGGCCGUCCGCCUUCCUCCCUGCACGCUGCUGUUAAACAGCGAGCUGUUAGUGUUGCUGAGACGCUGCUGGUGUCGGCCAUGAGGCGCAGGUCCAGGAGUAGAGAAGGAAGGCAGGAGGACGAGGAGGUGAAAUUUGAGGAAAUGAUUCCGAAGUCGGGAAAAUCUCCGGCAGACUCGCGGAAAAGUGUUGGCAUCCACGAGUUUGCAGCGCUGGCCAGGUCGUCCCUGAACGGCAUCUCUCAGGCUGUCAGGGACCAUGUGACCAAGCCCACCUCCCUGGCCCAGGGCCGGGUAGCCCACCUCAUCGAGUGGAAAGGUUGGCCCAAACCUGUGGAGCCUCCUCAGGCCGCACACUUCAACUCUUACUGCCAUCUGACUGAAGGGGAGAAGGAGGCGCGCUUCGCUGCAGGAGUGGCCGAACAGUUCGCCAUCGCCGAGGCUAAACUCCGAGCCUGGGCUUCCGUGGAUGACGACGAGGAGGACGACUCCAACGACGAAGACACCCACGCCAAACCGGGGACUAUCCCCAGUCAGAGCACGUCAGUCGCCGGCGCAUCCCAGCCUACUUCCGGAGCGCCGUGCCGCGGUGACACCAGCGAGACUCCGCCCCCGGAGAGCCCCGGCGCCGGGUCCCGAAGCGACGUCCCCUCUCCCCUGCAGAGCGAACGCGCCAUGCCCGGGGGGGACUGUCCUGAGACCCCCGUGAAGGAGCACGGCGAGGUGUUUGUCCACCACAAGCCCGAGUGGAGGCCUCGGGGGCGGAGCAGCCGCUUCGACUCCUGCUACUCCACGUCCCACUCGGAGUCUCCGGGAGAGGAAGAGGAGGAGGACGAAGACGUGUUCCAGGAGGUGCGGGCGUGGCACUCCAGAGGCUUCUUGUCCGACCGGGCCUCGUCUGGGGUGGCGUCCUUUGACGAGGAGGACGAAGAUGAGGGGAAAAAGGAAGAUAAAGAAUAUUUGAUGUGAUGUGUUGUCCAUGUUCAUGUCUUUGAUUGUGGAUAUGACAUCAUCUGUUCCGUGUGCCCCCCCUCCCCCCUCCCACGGGAGACUGUGUCCAGGCGGAUUGUAAAGCUGACUGAGUUUUGUACAUUUUCUUUUUGUCAAGUGUUGCUAUGGCGUCAUUUUUUUCUAUGGAUGUUUUGUAGUGUUGUUUCCUGGGGGGUCAUGCCCAUGUGUUGAUACUGAAUGUCUCGCAAGUCACCCCUCACGUUUUUUUGCCCCCCAUUUCCUCAAGGGUCAACAGUCGACAAAUCAAACUUUCGAUUUACCGUCCACUGAAAAUUACGCAUUCAAGUGUGUAGCAAGGCAAUUGUGUCGCGCACGAGUGCUGCGUUUCAUUGAGGGGAAACAUGAA